Messenger RNA from Botrytis byssoidea, 570 nucleotides. RefSeq lists its product as uncharacterized. The transcript has 2 exons. The record is from RefSeq and is a predicted model, not a curated record. Lineage: Eukaryota; Fungi; Ascomycota; Leotiomycetes; Helotiales; Sclerotiniaceae. The coding region runs from base 1 to 570 and encodes 189 amino acids.
AUGAUAUUGUUUGAAACAGACACCUCAGUCUUUGAACUGUUGUGGGAUCUCGCUCUCGCAUUCUUUAUUGUUCGCAUCGCAUUCAUAUAUUUUAUCCUCACAUAUCUAUCAUCUCUCUUCUCGUCGUUCAUUAUUCUGAAUCGAGUCAUACCAUAUAAUCAUCUCACGGCUCCAGCCAGAGAACUUAUCGCCUUUCCCAUAUAUAUUAUUACAGUGGCAUUGUGGGCGAGGACGGUGAUUGUAUAUUAUGAAAUACCACACGUGCCAGGAUUUAGGAUCGCGAUUGGUUUGGUCGCUGGAUUCUUUAUGGUGAUUGCGGAAUUAGUGGGGGGUUUCGUGUUAUGGGAAGAGGGAUACAAAGAAUGGAUUUGGGAGACGAAUUUGCUUGGCGCGGGGCUAGGGAUAUUGUCAUUAAUACUAUUCGAGGGGAUGCCGUGGGUAUUGAUGCAGCUCGAAAGGAGUGAGAUGAACGAGACCACUCAUGGGCAUGAAGAAAAGCCAAUUAUAAGUGCUGUGCCAACAAUUGGAAAGACGGAGAAAGUGAAUAUUGAAGAUAAAAAGACGAAUUGA